AUAUUAUAGUAAUUAUUGAAGAAGAAAUAAUUUCGAUCGAAGCGAAAGAAAAAAAAAAAAAGAAAAAAAAAGGAAAAGAAAGACGAAAAAAAAUGAAGGGUAAAAGUUCAAUGUCAAAUGUGUAUAAAGAAAAUAGCGAACGAAUUUUUAUCGAUGGAUUUGUUGAUGGAGGUGGAGAUUAAAAAACAAAAGAAAGAAAGGAGGUGCUGGAAAAAAUUCCGUCCACCUACUUUUUUUUUCUUUUUUUCUUUUUUCUUUUUGUUUGUUUUUUUUUUUUUUCUAGAAAAAAAGGAUUGUUAGAUUUCGCUAGCUUUGACGAAUUUAUAUAUACUAAAGCAUCAUCGUCAUAAGUGAAAACGUGUACGAACGGACAGGCGCAAUUCAUCCCAACCCCUACCACCAAAGAUUUCUCGAACAAAUACAGGCUCACCCUGGUUGGGAAGGGAUGUGGCAAAACUCUCAAACUCGUCUACCAUAGGCAGAACGUACCACCACCAUUCAACGGCAAGUGGAUGCAGGUGGCUAAUUUCUAUGGGAGUAGGGAUUGGAGUAGGGAUAGAGAAACACGAGAUUCCGAAUGUUAUCAAAAUACUCCCACCUAUAUAUUCCUCUGGCACGAUUAAACAGAAGCACUGUAACACCUGUAGACUCAUACUUGUCUGUUAUCGGUGAUAAUCAAGAUUUCAUCGUCUCUUACGAACAAGUUUAAAAGAAAAUCUAUCAUCGUAUCAAAUUUAUCAAAGAUAUGGCGAACGAGGAUAAAAAUAAUAAGAAGAAAAGUGUUAAGAAGGAAAGCGAAAGUGACAUCGAAUUGGCAUAUAUAAAUAACAAAAAGAUACAUCAGAAGAAAAUAUGUUUCUUCUGUCAAUAUUCAUUUUUUCUGAAACGUGUCCUGAGAUUGGUGAUAAGGGAAUAUCCAUUAUACAUGACGAUCUUAUUGAUACGAUUGAACAUAUUAGACGGAUCUAUAAUAUUGCAUAAAAAAAAGAUAGUGAAUUUUUUGAGAUUGAAUAAAAAUCAAAGUGGAUUUUAUCCGUCGGGAGAGGAUUUGGCAUCUCGCUCGAAAGAAUAUUGGAAGAUACCAGGAGUAAAGAAUAAUCAAAAAAUUGAACGAAAUGAAGAAGUUAAUCGAUUGGAAAGAUUUCGAAGAUAUUUCAUACGUUCGUUAAAUAUAAACCGACGUAAUGCGAUCAGUGAGAGGUCAAUGAGUAAGGAUAACAAAGACGACUGUGGUAUUAUCGAUUCAUUUUUAUCCAGAUUAGCUGAAAACCUCCAUAUUGAAAGUCAUUCAUUGGAAGCUUGCAUCGAUCACGUUAUAACGAGUUACAAUGAUAUUCUUUUAGAUAUUAAUUUUCAAAAAUUAACCAGAGCGAGCGCUAAAAGCGAAGAAGUUAUUGAAUGUACGAUAAUCAAUAUGUUCUGGCAACCGAAAGCAUUAAAAAUAUCGAAAAGGAAAAAUCGACAUGAUAAUACUAAAAAUGAUUUGAAUAAUGAUGACAGUUGGUUCAAAGCAGUUGAUCGUGGUUGCGUCGUACCAUUUCAUUCGAACAUAUAUACUUCCUAUUUUGACAAUUCAUCGAUCGAUCAAAUUUCUAAAAAUUUAUUUAACAAAUGCAUACACGAGAUCGAAGAGAAUUCAUUGAAUUAUUUCAGUUGGUACAUCGAUGAAUAUUUUUAUCACGAUAUCGUUUAUCCGCGCAGUACAUUCUCGUACGAGCAAUAUCUUAAUUAUCAAAAAUUACAAAAGAUUUGCAAUCCCAAGGUCACAGUCGAUAAAACUAAUCCAUUGGAACUUUGCAUACCAUUUGCACACGUGAUCACGUCAAACUUUUAUUCCCAUCACAAAUACGUUAGAAAUUAUAUGCGUGAUAUAUGUUUGUUCUCCAAUUCGAUGAUUCGUAUCGAUAAGGAUAUUCCAUUUAUCGUUAGAUCCCUUAAUCCGUUAACGCGUAUGCAUAUAUUUCAUAUUGUUUAUAAAAAAUACUUUUAUACCAGGCCAACUUACGAAAAUCUUUUCAAAGGUCUCGUUCUAUUGAAAGACGCGAUGUGCAGAUUAAAAUUGAAGGAUUUGGCCAUGUGCAAAAUUGGUUGUUGCUGCGAACGACUUGAUUUUGAUAAAGUCAUUAGAAUGACAGAAUUUAUUUUUCUCAAUACCAAUAUAAAUGUACGAAUUGGUUUGAAUCUGAUGAAAUGUUGCCAUUUUAAAUCACGUUCCGUAAAAUACGAUCACGAAGAAUGUAUCGAUCUUCAUUUGAAAAGGAUCGAUCGAUAUUUUUCUUACGAUACCAAUGACACCUCCAAAUCCGACGAAUAUUCGAGCGAUGAGGAUUAAUUUGAAAGAAAAAAGAAAAAAAAAGAAAAAAAAAAAACAAAAGAAAAAUAUAUAAAGGAAAUUGUUGUGUCAAUCAAAAAAGACAAAAAAAAAUUAAAAAGCAAAAAAAAGAAAACAAAAAAGAAAACAAAAAAAAAACAAAAACAAAAGAAACCUCCAAGAGUACCUGCACGAAAUUAUAGGAAUUGUCAAAUCCCCAUAGAAAAUAUUUUUCGAUAUAUUUUGCUCAUGUGAAUCCUUGUGUCAUCAAAUUAUUAUUUAUUACAUGUUUAUUAUAUUCUAUAUAAUCGUAAAAUAUAUAAAAAAAAAAGAAUCUAUUUAUUUUCUCGAUGUAGGAAAAUGAUGUGAUAAUUGUUCGAUGUUAAUUAAUGAUGAAAUGAAAUGUACCUGAAUGUUAUAUCAGAAAAAUCUUAUAAAAGAAGAUAAUAUACGUCUAAUCAUA
Molecule: messenger RNA, 2774 nt
Organism: Vespa crabro (European hornet)
Lineage: Eukaryota; Metazoa; Arthropoda; Insecta; Hymenoptera; Vespidae
Exons: 2
Coding region: 746-2332 (528 amino acids)
Source: RefSeq, a predicted model, not a curated record